Messenger RNA from Histoplasma mississippiense, 594 nucleotides. RefSeq lists its product with no specific name. The transcript is spliced from 2 exons. NCBI's taxonomy places the organism in Eukaryota, Fungi, Ascomycota, Eurotiomycetes, Onygenales, Ajellomycetaceae. Bases 1 to 594 code for a protein of 197 amino acids. The record is from RefSeq and is a predicted model, not a curated record.
AUGCUGCUCUAUAUGACUGAAUAUUAUUCUAAAGAAAAAUCCAUCCAUACUUCCUUCAAAUCCCUCUCCAUAAACACCGAACCCACGGUUAAGAAAAAAUCACACAGGAAAAGAUCCUCCCCUGUCGCAGAAUCAUGGGAAGACGAGCCUCUCUCCUCGUCAUCUUCGGAUGAAAAUGAAGACGGCAUUACCCCUCCCGCCUCCGCAUCUCUGAGAUCCCCAAUCACCACAAAUACCACCUCAUCAACAAGCAACAGCACUCCUUCCUCUCGAGUAGAAACCGCCACCCACGUCCCCCUUCUGGUUUCUGAUCUUCCAUCGCCUGCUUGUACCACACCUUCUCGUCAUACCGGUUCCCCUCCCCGCCCACGUAUUCCCAGCAUGGAAAGGAGACCAGAAAAGCAGACCGCCGUCGCGAGCCGUAUGAUCGCCGGCGCUCUGGGGAUACGCGCUCCGAAACGCACGGAGGAGCAGAGGGCGUACGAUCGGGCCAUGAGGGAGAAAGAGGCGAAACAGCGGGAGAGGCAAAGGGAGCUCGAGGAUUCAAGCCGGAAAGAGGCAGAGAAGGCGAGGGCGGCAAUUUGGGAGGAGUAA